This is a messenger RNA of Pezoporus flaviventris, 1159 nucleotides long. RefSeq names its product trans-golgi network vesicle protein 23 homolog A (gene TVP23A). The transcript has 7 exons. Gene Ontology annotation, biological process: vesicle-mediated transport; protein secretion. The record is from RefSeq and is a predicted model, not a curated record. NCBI's taxonomy places the organism in Eukaryota, Metazoa, Chordata, Aves, Psittaciformes, Psittacidae. The coding region runs from base 418 to 1059 and encodes 213 amino acids. Gene Ontology annotation, cellular component: Golgi membrane.
AAGCCCUCAUCAGCGGGCAGACAUCUUAGCGCGCUGAACCAAAGCCUUUGGCUACCUCUCGGGCACUGGCUCCUCAGGCUCGCAUCAGGGCCCACACAGCUCACUUGGCCUCGGUCAAGGCAACCGCCGAGAGCCUAACCACGAUGGGGAGCAGGAUGGCAGCUUGAGCCACCUCAGCAGCAAGGACACAAAGGAGGAGGAGGCAGGUCUGCCUGCCGGGCACCACUUCCACUGUGGUAGCCGAGCUCCGAGGCGCAGUCAAGCCCUGAGCGCGGCCCUAGUGAGGAGCUCCGGCCCCUCCGCAGGUCUCCCCGGGCAGGCGGCAGCCCGGACCCUUUUCCCUGAAACACCUCCCGGACCCUGGCAACCGCCGCGCCCGGCAACGGCGCUGCGGGGCCGGUGCGGCUGAGGCGAAAGAUGAAGCAGGCGCUGGUGGACGACACCGAAGAUGUGUCCCUCGACUUCGGGAGCGAGGAGGAGCUGGCGCUGCGCAAAGCCAAGAUCAGACACCCACUGGCUUCCUUUUUCCACCUGUUUUUCCGAGUGAGUGCCAUUGUCACCUACUUGUUGUGUGACUGGUUCAGCAACAGCUUCAUUGCCUGUUUUGUCACUAUUCUCCUCCUUCUAUCCUUUGACUUUUGGUCAGUUAAGAAUGUGACAGGAAGACUUUUGGUUGGUUUGCGUUGGUGGAACCAGAUUGAUGAAGAUGGAAAAAGCCACUGGGUAUUUGAAGCCAAAAGGGCGCCUUCAACAGCUGCCUCAACUGAAGCUGAAGCACAAAUCUUUUGGCUUGGUCUCAUUAUCUGUCCAGUUAUUUGGACCAUGUUUUUCUUUAGCACGUUGUUCUCCUUGAAGCUGAAAUGGCUGGCUCUUGUGAUAGCUGGGAUCUCCCUUCAGACUGCUAAUUUAUAUGGCUACAUCCACUGCAAAUUAGGGGGACAAAAAAGCAUCAGUAGAGUAACCUCAAGGUUUUUUGUCACAGCAGAUGUUCCCAAGAGACAGACAAGGAGAAUGUCAGGAGACCGCACUGAGGAACAUGGGAAGACAGGCACUAGAUAAUCAAAUAAGGAAGAACAAGGAGGAUGAAUAGUAAAAACACUCAUUUGUGAAAACUGUUCUUCAUUGGAAAGUACUUAAGUAAAGCUCUUCUAGAAUUAUA